Messenger RNA from Gryllus bimaculatus (two-spotted cricket), 2132 nucleotides. Lineage: Eukaryota; Metazoa; Arthropoda; Insecta; Orthoptera; Gryllidae. The record is from the annotation of a GenBank genome assembly.
GCGUGAAGUCAUGGGUAAAAAUCAUCUCAUACACGAUGCCAUAUCGCAAGGGGAAUAUGAAAUAGUGGAAAAGUUACUUAUUUACUUGAAUUUCCACUCGGCAAAUCAAGAUUAUUUGGAAGAACGUGAUAAUUCGGAGCGUACUCCUUUCCUUUGUGCUGCAUUUCACGGCGAGACACAAAUCCUCGCAUUGCUUAAAAGGUGGAAUGCUGACGACAGUGCCGUUGACGAAUACGAGCGAUCUGCAGUACAUCUUGCUGCUAAGGAAAAUCAUGUUGAUUCUUUGAGAUACCUUCUUGACAUUGGAUUGAGCGCAAUUGCAAAAGAUAAUUUUGGACGUCAACCUCAUCAUUUGGCAGCUUACAACAAUGCUGACGAUACGUUAAAUGAACUUCUGGAGUUAGAGAUUGUGGAAUUAGACGCCCGUGAUGAUUGGUUACGCACUCCAUUGCACCUUGCAGCGAAAGAAAACUGUUGCGAUGCGCUUGAAACUCUAAUUGACUACGGAGCCAACAUUUACGCUAGAGAUAAUUACGGGCGGCAGGUUCAACACUUGGCUGCCAUGACUGGUGCCGAUGAGAGUUUGGAAUUCUUGUUUAGCCUUGAAAGACCUAAAGUUCGAUUGAACGCACGCGAUUCUUGGAAUAGAACCCCUUUGCAUCUUGCGUUUUUACAUGGGCAAGAAGAUACACAAAGACUUUUGCUUGGUCUUGGAGCUGACCCUUAUGUGACGGAUAUUAGAGGAGAAACACCUGAAUCUUUGGCCUAGAAAGGAGUAUUUGCGUGUUCAAUGAUUCAAACGUCCAGAACUCACUGCAUGGACUCUACAUUAUUGUAAUGUACAUGUGAACGGUGUUUUGCAGGUUGAAUGGACCUACCUAAAAUGAUGUUUAAAAUGUGAAUUCAAUUAAUUCUUUUGCCAGACAUAGACCUUACAUUCUUGUUAUAUUUUCUGUUGUGACCAGUUUCACAAAAUAUGAACGCAUUUCAGAAUGGUAGAAAGUAGAUAUUUUAACUAAUCACUUUCAGUAAUCAAGGCUUCCUGCUUGAGAGUUCAGUAAAAAGUCUAGUUCAUUAAUUUUUAUUUUGUAUUGUACCAUCUCGUCUUCUUCAUCUUUAACAGUCGUACCCGCUCUCUAAAAUUCAGGCAUUUCUUCGCAUCAACAUAUAUUUAAAAAAAUAUGAUACACUCUAUAAAUGAGAACUUAACAGAAACGUAGUUGCUGUUCACUCACAUUAAUGAAGGAAGCAACGCCUGAAAAUCUCAUUAAUGUGUGUUUGAUCGUGUUACUGGCUCAAGGUAUCGGCUGUCCGUUGUCUCUGUCGUGUCAAAGGAGCAAGGUUUCUUCUGCAGCGGUCUGCUUCUGCCGUAGAGUGCUUUAUAGUACUUUGAUGGUUUUGAGGUGAUUAAUUUAAAUACAUUCCAAUUGUCCAUAACUCUGAAGGACCACCAUGGAAUGUUCAUUGAACCUGCUUCUAGCUGUAAAGCUAAUCGAUUGGGAAGUAGUCACCAUCUCACAGAAUUAAACACUAGAAAUCUGAAUUAAGAUGUAUAAUUAAACUGACUAGUUACAAAUAUAGAAUGAGUUCAAUAUGCUAUAUGGAAGCAUAUUCCAAUUAAUUUAAUAAUCAAAGAACCAGAUAAAGAUUGUCUGUGAGUGCCUCGAUUAAUAAGCUUGUAAAUAACAGUUCAAUACAAUUACAUGAAUUCACAACUGUGUGGAAUUUAUAUAAAAUAACCAUAUACAUAGUGAUGAAAGAGAAAAUACACAAUUUUUCGUGUGCUGUGUAGGUCUGGCAGAUGAUGAUCCUGGCUGGAUGCCCAGAUGAGGGGGCGUUGUUGAGAGGUGUUCUCAUUGAAGGCUUGAUGACAGUCAUUACCUUUCUGAGGACAUGAAUGGCAUGCCUGUAGAACGGGCACUGAUAAAGUUGGAACAAUAAAAUUGUUAGUCCACACGUUAAAUGAUGUGAUUGAAAUUGCUGUUGCAAUAUUAAUUAACUCAUUCUACCACAGAGGUAGUAACACAGUUCAGAUUGAUAACAAUGCACAGCUUAAAUGUUAAGAGUGAAACAGUUCAAAUUACUGCGGAUGCAAUGAUUGAGAUAUACGUUACGUAGCAGAGGCAGUAACA